AUGGCGGAAUUUGUGCCCCUUGGGGAUGCAGCCAUGGACUUCACAUUGGAGGACUGGGAGCACCUGGGGCUGGACCAGGGGGACCUGUUCUGGGACACAGCGCUGGACAACUACCAGAACCUAUUCCUGCUGAACCCCUCCAAACCCAAACUGACCUCCCAUCCAGAUGGCACCGAGGAGCUAAAGGUCCUGGUGAGAGAAAGCCCAGAAUCGGCGGGCCCUGACACAGCUGAGGUCAAGAACUGUCUUCUAGCCCAAGACUUCUUGGAAGAAGAACUCUCCCAGGAGAUCGUGGAGACGUUUUCCAAGGAUGGCCUCUGGAACUCCAGUUGGGGGAAAGCCUGUGUAGGCGAGAGUUGGUUAGAUAGUAUCUUAGGGGAUCCAGAAAGUUUUCAGAGGUCUGACUUUGUUACCAACAAGGAAAGUCCCAUAGAAUGCAGGAGUCACGAACUCAAGAGAGACCUUGAUUCUGAGUCUCUCCUUUCCACAGGAGAGGAUUCUGUGAUUCACAGUCUUCCUGAAAAGAGCCUGGCACCAGCUACAUCUCCGGAACAUGGGAGUGACUUUGGCUGUGACUUAGACCAGAGCCGGCAGGAGACUGUCCAGGAAGGGGAGAAACUGUAUAAAUGUAGUGAAUGUGGGAAGAGCUUCAGCCAGAGUUACCACCUUAUCCAGCACUGGAUUAUUCAUACUAGAGAGAAACCCACUGUACAUCAAGAGUACGAGGAAUGUUUCAGCCAGAGUUCUUGCCUCUUUGGGCCUCUGAUGACUCACACAGGCUACAAAUCCUGUGUGUGUACCAAGUACGGGAAAACUUUCAGUCAGAAUACACACCUGUGGCAUCAGAAAACUCACACUGGAGAAAAACCAUCUAAGAAUCAAGAUGGUGACCAGCCGUCAGGUCUCGGCUUACAGCCUGCUGAGCAUCAGAAAACCCACACGGAGGGUCAGUCCUACAUAUGUAGCGAGUGUGGCAAGAGUUUCAGCCGAACCUUUCAUCUUACUCGGCAUCAGAAGACCCAUACCCAGAAACGCUAUGAAUGCGCCAAAUGCAAAGCGACCUUCAACUUCCACAAAUACCUCCUCCAACACCAGAAAAUCCAUGCUGCGAACACGCCCUCUGAGUGUCAGGAAUGUGGGAAGACCUUUAGGCGGAGUUUGCUGCUUGUCGAACACCAGUCUGUUCACACCGGAGAAAAGCCUUACAAGUGUGAUCAGUGUGGGAAACCCUUCAGGAAUAUCUCAACCCUAAAGAUCCACCAGAGGGUUCACAGUGGAGAGAAGCCUUACAAAUGCAGUGAGUGUGGGAAAGCCUUCUACCGGAACACUCACCUUAAUGAACAUCAGAGGAUUCACACUGGCUACCGGCCCUAUAAAUGUCACAAAUGCAUCAAGAGUUUCAGCCGGCCCUCCCACCUGAUUCGACACCAGUCCAUCCAUGCCACAGAAAAGCCCUACAGCUGUGCCAAAUGCAAGGAAACUUUCAGCCACAAUGAACAUCUUGUCCAACACCAGAAAAUGCACAAUGUGGAGACCCCCUAUGAGUGUCAGGAGUGUGGUGAGCGCUUCAUCUGCAGCUCCACCCUAACUUGCCACCAGACUGUUCACACCAGAGAAAAACAAGGACUUGGUGAGAGCAGGAGGAUCCUGAAUCAGGACUCAGAGCAGAGAGAGCAACCAAGAAUCAGUGAGAAGCACUUUAAGUGUAAUAAAUGCGAGAAAACCUUUAGCCGCCGCAAAUACCUGACUCAGCACGAGAGGGUUCACACCAGGGUGAAGCCCUUUGAGUGUAACCAGUGUGGAAAAGCCUUUGGCCAAAGUACACAGCUCAUUCGCCACCAGAGCAUCCACUCUGGGGCGAGGCGGUAUGAAUGUGGGGACUGUGGGAAGGCCUUCAUCCACAGCACUUCCCUUACCAAACAUCAGUCUGUCCACAAAAGCGAGCACCCCUUUAAAUGUAAUGAAUGUGGAAAGACCUUCCGUGAAAGUGCACAUCUCUCAGAACAUUGGUUAAUUCACACUGCAGAGAAACUAUCUCAGUGUAACAAAUGUGACAAAGCCUUUGCCCACGGUAACUACCUUACUCAGCACCAGAGAGUUCACACCAGAGAAAAGCCUUAUGUUUGUCAGGAAUGUGGGAAAGCCUUCAGCCAGAGCUCGUGCCUUUCUGUUCACCAGCGAGUUCACACCGGAGAAAAGCCUUAUGUUUGUCAGGAAUGCGGGAAAGCCUUCAGCCAGAGCUCGUGCCUUUCUGUUCACCAGAGAAUUCACACCGGAGAAAAGCCUUAUGUUUGUCAGGAAUGCGGGAAAGCCUUCAGCCAGAGCUCGUGCCUUUCUGUUCACCAGAGAAUUCAUACCGGGGAGAAGCCUUAUGUGUGUGCUGAAUGUGGGAAAGCCUUUGCCCAGAAAGCAAAUCUGAUGCAGCAUGAGAGAGUUCACACUGGGGAGAAGCCUUAUGCCUGUAGGGUGUGUGGGAAAGCCUUUGGCCUCAGUGCCCAUCUCAGUCAGCACCAGAGAGUUCACCAACCCAGAGAGUUCCACACCCAAGAGAAACUAGCAAUGUCAACCUUGUCAGCCCUUUGCUGCAGGUCUCAGCAGACAUCAGCAAGUUCACACUUACAGGUAACAAGGAGUUAAGUAGAAAGUAACAAGUAGCAAUACUUCCUAGUACUGGGUGGCAGCAAAGUCCCAGACAUCUGAACAUGGUUCAUCUGAGUCCUAAAGUUGAAAUCACAUUGUAAGCUCCCUCUCCCCAAAUAAAUACAUCUCUUUAUCCAUAAA
Messenger RNA from Odobenus rosmarus divergens (Pacific walrus), 2781 nucleotides. RefSeq names its product zinc finger protein 473 (gene ZNF473). Bases 1 to 2637 code for a protein of 878 amino acids. The transcript has 5 exons. The record is from RefSeq and is a predicted model, not a curated record. Gene Ontology annotation, biological process: regulation of immune system process; regulation of cytokine production; negative regulation of transcription by RNA polymerase II. NCBI's taxonomy places the organism in Eukaryota, Metazoa, Chordata, Mammalia, Carnivora, Odobenidae.